AUGGAUCCUCAAAAAGAACUUGCGACUGAUGCAAAGGAUGUUGUUACCAUCACUCCGGCCAGGGAUGAGAUGCUACUUCAGCAAGGUGACCUCAAAUUAGCCGCCGGCUACGAUGAUGACAUUGGUCUUCGCAUUAUCCAUGAGACUGGCAAUGUUAGCAUUGACCCGACUGUCACACGGCGUGCAUUGCGCAAGAUCGACACUUGGGUGCUCCCUCUCCUGGCCCUCACAACAAUGCUCCAAUUCUUGGACAAGUCGACCCUGAGUUACGCGGCUAUCUUUGGACUUAUCGAGGACACUCCAUUCGCUGCCCACCUGCUGCAAAAGUUCGCCGCUGCAAAAUGCCUUGCCGCCAGUGUGUACGUUGUCUCAAUCGAUGCCCUUAUCAACUACAAUCAGCAUAUACUCAUUACCUUGCGGAAUAGGUUUUUCUGGGGAGUUAUUCUCUUUAUGCAUGUGGUAUGCGACAGCUGGGCCAAGCUCAUGGCGGUUCGUUUCUUCCUUGGUAUGGCAGAAUCAAUUGUCACUCCGGCUUUUAUCCUCAUCAGCGGCGCAUGGUAUGCCAGACAAGACCAACCGUUACGCAUGGGCUUCUGGUUCUCCUUUAAUGGCAUUGCUCAGAUCUUGGGAGGUCUGUUGUCGUACGGGUUGGGACACAUACAUGUGGGAAUCGCCUCUUGGAAGUGGAUGUUCCUGGUCACCGGAGCCAUCUCGGUGCUAUGGGCGAUUGUUCUGUGGUUCAUGUUGCCAGACAACCAAGGUACAGCAUGGUUCUUAAAUGACGAGGAGAAGUAUGCCUCGAUCGAGAUGGUUCGUCAGAACCACACGGGCAUCCACAACACCAAAUUCCGCCGCGAGCAGCUUGUCGAAGCUCUAUGCGACCUCAAGACAUGGGCAUUUUUCUGGAUGGCUCUGAUUUGGAAUAUUCCCAACGCCAUGGUUACUUUUGGCAGCCUCGUCAUCAAAAACUUCGGGUACGGCGUGCUUGAGACGACAUUGCUUGGGAUGCCAUCCGGAGCUCUCGAAUUCAUCCUUAUGUUGAUCAUCACCUGGGUAUGUCUCAAGGUCGCUAACACUCGGACAUGGUGCAUGAUCACUGCCCUGACUAUCGCUCUUGUCGGGGCAGUCAUCGUCUUUGCGGCUCCUUACCACAACAAGGCCGCUCUGCUUGGUGGAUUCUAUAUCAUGUUUGCCUUUCCCACAGGUUACAUCUUGCUUUUAUCCAUGAUCUCUGCCAACACUGCCGGGCACACGAAGAAAGUAGUCACAAACUCGCUGGCCAUGAUUGGAUAUAGCACUGGAAACAUCAUUGGACCACAAUUCUUCAAACCAUCCCAGCAACCCCGCUACGGUCUCGGUAUUGGAGCUUGUAUGGUCUCCUUUGCAGUACUGAUCGUCAUGCUCAUCAGCCUCCGUAUUUUUCUGGUAUUUCAGAACAAGCGGCGUGAAAGUACGAGAUUGCAGCUGUCUGAGCAGGCUGAGGAUCAUACAAUGACCGAAUUCGACUUUAAAAAUUUGACGGACAAGCAGAACCCGCUCUUCGUUUAUGCGUACUAG
Exophiala spinifera is the source of this 1557-nucleotide messenger RNA. RefSeq lists its product as uncharacterized. Gene Ontology annotation, biological process: dipeptide transport; tripeptide transport; transmembrane transport. The transcript has 9 exons. Bases 1 to 1557 code for a protein of 518 amino acids. NCBI's taxonomy places the organism in Eukaryota, Fungi, Ascomycota, Eurotiomycetes, Chaetothyriales, Herpotrichiellaceae. Gene Ontology annotation, molecular function: allantoate transmembrane transporter activity; dipeptide transmembrane transporter activity. Gene Ontology annotation, cellular component: plasma membrane. The record is from RefSeq and is a predicted model, not a curated record.